Darwinula stevensoni is the source of this 447-nucleotide messenger RNA. Lineage: Eukaryota; Metazoa; Arthropoda; Ostracoda; Podocopida; Darwinulidae. The record is from the annotation of a GenBank genome assembly.
AUGAAAUUUCGAGUGGCCGGUCGUCGUACUUCACUGCGAACGAUCAUCAUGCAGAUCACUCGAGAGUCUUUAGCCCGCCUGGAGCUGAUGACAAGGGAAGAACAUCGACUGAAAACCUUUGGAGAGUUUAAAUUGUGGCCAAAAUCCAAAGUCCCUAGCCCAAAAAAGUUGGCUGAGGCAGGAUUGUUUUGUUGUGGGAAUGAGGAAGAGCCAGAUCUAACUGCUUGCUAUGUCUGUUUGAAGAUGCUUGCUGGAUGGGAAAAAAAUGAUGAUCCAUGGCUUGAGCAUGGAAGGAACACAAACUGCUUAUUCAUUCAGAAGGGCAAGAAGGAAGCUGACAUGACUCUAGGCGACUUCAUGGAGUUGGAUUUUGCUGCUGCCGUGAAUCUAGUCGAUGACAGUAAAAAAUCACGGACGGUUGAUGUGACCCAUGAUGAUAUCGCGUAG